Messenger RNA from Bathycoccus prasinos, 1650 nucleotides. RefSeq lists its product as hypothetical. Bases 1 to 1650 code for a protein of 549 amino acids. The transcript has a single exon. Gene Ontology annotation, cellular component: plasma membrane. Lineage: Eukaryota; Viridiplantae; Chlorophyta; Mamiellophyceae; Mamiellales; Bathycoccaceae. Gene Ontology annotation, biological process: vitamin transport; transmembrane transport. The record is from RefSeq and is a predicted model, not a curated record. Gene Ontology annotation, molecular function: vitamin transmembrane transporter activity.
AUGCCUUCUUCUCCUCCUCCGAAGAAGAAGAAGAAAAACAAAUCUCUCCUCGUAAUCCUUUGUUCGUUCUGUUUCUUCUUCUGGUUCAAACCGUCCGAACCGUUUUUAGUUCCGUAUUUAGUCCACACGAAAGGCUUCUCGAUUCGAGAAAUCAACGAAGAGAUUUUCCCGGUGUACGUGUACGCGUUCUUCGCGUGGACACUUCUGAGCGGACCGAUUGCGGCGAAAUACGGGUCGAGAUUUAUGCUCAGAGUGGGGGUUUUGUCUGAAUUUGUCGUCAGAUGGGUGCUAAUAUACGGGGAAAGCUUGCAUGCUAUGCGGUUUAUGCAAGUGUGUUUUGGAGCGACGAUCGCGAGCUUUCCGUUUGCGUUUAGUUACGGGGUGGAGAUUUUUAGCAGCGCGACGAAUACGGAGCUAGAGGAGGAGGAUUUUGAAGAUGACGACGUAAGCGAUACUAUUGACAACAACAACAACACGUAUCAUUGCGACGAAAAGAAGGAGAACGAAAAGCACAACGGGGACCAAACCGGGUACAUCAGCGCGACGUUUGCGACGAGUUACGCGUUCGCCGGAAUCGUCGGCCAACUGGCGGUGUCGUUCGGCAACCGGCCGGCGAAAGCGGAGGAUCGAAUAGCCGAGUUGUUUUGGGUGAGUUUAACGAGCGUAGGUUUGGCAGUUUUGGUGGCGUUUUUCGUGUUGCCGGAUGUUAGUGGUCGGAAGAGUCAGAGGGAGAGGAAUUUUAGCGAGAGGAGAGGUAGCGAUGGUAGAUUUUCGGCGAUAGGGGAGACCGUGGAGACGAUGAGACUGGCGUACUCGGAACUGGGGACGAGGUGUUUGUCCAUUUACUGGGUCGUCGCUUCAGCUGGGCUUAACUUCGUGCAAACGUACGGUUCGAAUUCGUGGUAUGAAACUGACGCAGAUUCUGGUGUAGAUAACGGGUACUUUGUUUUCAUCGCGCAAAUUUCUAUCGCCACCGUCUCUUUGUUCGCUCGCGCGAGAGUGGUGAGCGAAGAUUUCGGCAAUCGACCUGGAUUCUAUUCUUUGUGUUCAAUUUUCGGAUUUGUUGCGGCGCUCUUGUCGGGGCAUUGGGGGAGUGGACCAACGAAAAAUCUCGGGUCUAAAGUUAUAGCCAUGUUCGUUUUCUACGUAAUUUUAACGUCCGCGGUGAAUUUAGGAUUACUCGUGUGCUACGCGAGAGCGAGCGCGUGUAUUUCCGACGGGUUUGAACGGAGGCGAGAGGAAGAAAAGAAGAAACGAGCACUCACAACUCCAGAGGCGAUCAAUAAUAGUAAUAAUAACAAUAGUAGUAGUAACAAUAAUAGCGGUAACGAUCGUGAGCUUGGUGAACAGUUCUCCUCCGUGAAAGAAAAAGCUUCCAUCCGAAUGCUUUUCGGCAUGAACGGCAUCUUCGCCGCGUUUACGUUGUGCAUUCUUCAAGCGGCGACGACAGGCGAUUCCGCGAAAACGAUCGUCAGGGUGGGCGCCGCGUUUAUACAGAUUGGAGCGGUUAUAAACGCAAUCACAACUAGACUCGUUGGCUUGAAGAACGGGUACACGUGUUCUAAGUUUGAAGAAAACGAGAGGAGACGGAAAGGAGAAAUAGGAGGCAGGGACAGUCAUGAAAUUGAGCUCCACCACGCGCGAGUGUAA